Messenger RNA from Quercus lobata, 2679 nucleotides. RefSeq lists its product as uncharacterized. Bases 542 to 1744 code for a protein of 400 amino acids. NCBI's taxonomy places the organism in Eukaryota, Viridiplantae, Streptophyta, Magnoliopsida, Fagales, Fagaceae. The transcript has 2 exons. The record is from RefSeq and is a predicted model, not a curated record.
GGUAGCUAAGAAACCGUAGGAAAUCAAAAAGAAAAGUAGGAAGAAAAAUUGAGUCAUAUGUUAGAUACUGGUAAUUGUUACUUGGCUAAAAGGGAGCAACCGAGCAAUGGUUGAAUGCUGAGUUUUGCUUUUGUUGUUGUGUCCUGAGUAUGAGUACUAUUAUGUGUUUGAAGAAAUGUUAUAAUGAAUGAUAUCUAUGCUGUUCUUAUUGUGAUAUUUUUGCAGUUGUGCCUAAAAAAGAAGAUGCAGCUUGAUAAUCAAUUUUAUUAUGCUUUGUACCUCAAAUCAUGCUAUGUUAUGUUCUAUCCUAAGAAGUACGGACACCUUCAUUUAGGUGUCAUACCCGUGUCAUUCCAUCAUACUGGCCAUUUUAUGUUAAAAUUUUUCAUAAAUUGCUUGUGUCACCGUGUCCAUACUUCUUAGGUUCUAUCUAUCUGUACAUGUGUGUAUUUUGCCUGAUACAGGUGCUGAUAUUGUUGUCCUAAAAACUCGACCUUUUAAGUAUGCUAUUAACUUUAGAUGUCUUGGGCACAAGCAUGGAAUGUGGAACAUUGGGUUGAAAACAAUAAGAUGCUAUUAUGAAUCUAAACCUGUUCAAUGUUUAUUUAGUGUCAUAUUUUGGAACUUAUCUUCUUCUCUUUUUUUUUUCUUUUAUUGGAGGGUAGGCAUGGUACCGCAGGGGGGCAAUGGCCUUAAUCUCAUGGAUGUCAGUGAUGAUCUCCUUGAUCUGAUGACAAAGCCGCUAGGUGCUAUAGACUAUCUCAUAUUUGGCUGUGUCUGCAAAAGAUGGAGAUCGUAUGUUGCAGAGUUUAGGCAAAAGUUUAUGGCAUCCCAACCUCCACUUGUUGUCUUAUUAUCACCGUAUGCUAGAAAAUAUUGUUACUUCUAUAGCAUCUUUGAUCAAAGUUUGUACAAGGUAACACUGCCAGAUCUUUUUGGCAAGAGAUGUUCUCGUGUCUGUUGUGGGUACUUUGUCAUGGAAGACAGGAUUGAAACUGUUAAUUCUCAUAUUUGGCUUUUGCAUCCUUUUACAGGACAUGAACUCCAUUUUCCUAGACCUUCUAAUCAAUAUUUUUUUGUCAUCCUUGCGUCUUUAGCAACUCCUUCGCAGGAGUUUGUAAUCAUAGCUAUUGGUGGACAAUUUUUACAGUACUAUAAAUCCACAGAUGUCAUGUGGACUGCCUAUGAUUAUACUGACAUAUUCAAGGGCACUCCCAUGGAUGGUAAGCGGUGGUUUCUAGGUGGAGUUGUCUUCAAGGGUAAGAUAUACUUGUUAACCAAUCAUGGUGAAAUUGGGGUAAUACGAAAACUGAAUCCCCACCCUUAUGUGACCAUGCUGGAAAUAGAAAGCAUUGGAUAUAGCAGCUUUGAAGUUAACCUACAGUUGCUUGCUAUAGAUGACAAGCUCUUGAUGAUUUGUAGAAAUGGACUACAAAUUCAAAGAGAGCAAUUUCAAGUUUUUGAGCUAAAUUUUUCGAUGAUGAAAUGGGUGAAGAUGGAGAACUUCAAUGAUCAAGCUUUGUUUCUGAGGCAUAGGAGCUCUGGAUUUAGCAACGUAACCAGAUGGAGUGGUAGCCGACAGCCUAUGAAUUGCAUAUACAAUCUUGGAAUUUCAGAUGGGAUAUGCACCUUACAUUUCCUGGAUGAUAGAGAUCCCAAGCCUUUCCCGAGUCCUCCCCCUCAACCUAUCACACGUGCUUCCUCAGGUGCUCCGUUCUGGCAUGUUGUUGCAAGGGGGCAGUGACAUGAAUCUCGAGGGGCCUAGAAGGAAGAGGAAAAGGAUGGUUGACAAUAGUAAUUAUCAACCAUCUCAUAGACUAUCUCAUGUUUGGCUGCGUCUGUAGUGGAUGGAGCCAUGGAGGUUGUAUGUUGCAGCACACAAGCAAGACUUUUUGGCAUCCCAACCUCCACUUGUCUUAUUAAAAUCAAAUGCGAAGAGAGUUUGUUACUUCUAUGGCAUGUUUGAGCAAAGAUUGUAAAAGGCAAUACUGCUGAGCCUUGUUGGCAAAAGAUGUUCUGGUGUCUCCUGCGGGGACUUUGUCAUGGAAGACGAGAAAAAAAGUGCUGAUUCGCAGAUUUGGCUUUUGAAUCCUUUUACAAGACACAAACCCCGUUUCUCUGGCCCUCCUAAUCCUUAUUUUUCUGUCAUCCUUGUGUCUUUAGCCACACCUUUGCAGGAGUUUGUAAUCAUAGCUAUCGGUGGACCAUUUUAACAGUUUUGUAAAUCCACAGAUAUCUAUUGGACUAUCUACAAAUAUAAGGGCGUAUUUAAGAGGAGUCCUAUUGAUGGUCAUCAGUGGUUUGUUGAUGGAGUUGUCUUUGAUGGUAAGAUAUGCUUGUUAAUCAAUCAUUGUGAAAUUGGGGUACUAAACCCGAAUUCUGAACCUUUUGUGAGCCUGCUGGAAGUAAAAAGCAUUGGAUAUAGGAGCCCUGGAAUGCAGUUGCUUGCUUUUGAUGACAAGCUCUUAAUGAUUCACGAAUUUUUCUCUUAGCCUACUGUAGAUCAUUCAACAUUUAAAACACAAGCUGACUUUUGAGCAAUUUAUUCAUAGUAAUGUCACUAGCGACCAAAUUCCCUUACACAGAAAAGUACAAAAGGGAAUUUUCUUUUUCUUUGUUUAAUAAAGUAAACUAUUAUUAUAUAUAUGAAUUUCAUACUCUCUCAGAAAGCCACAUAAU